This is a messenger RNA of Trichoplax adhaerens, 796 nucleotides long. RefSeq lists its product as uncharacterized. The transcript is spliced from 5 exons. Gene Ontology annotation, molecular function: structural constituent of chromatin; protein heterodimerization activity; DNA binding. Bases 60 to 443 code for a protein of 127 amino acids. The record is from RefSeq and is a predicted model, not a curated record. NCBI's taxonomy places the organism in Eukaryota, Metazoa, Placozoa, Uniplacotomia, Trichoplacea, Trichoplacidae. Gene Ontology annotation, cellular component: nucleosome.
CUCUUUUAUCCUAUACUAAGCUAUUACGCUUGAUUUUAGCAACCAUUCCUUAAGCAAAAAUGGCUGGAGGCAAGGCCGGUAAAGAUUCCAAGACUAAAGCUAAGGCAGUUUCUAGGUCCGCUAGAGCUGGUCUACAGUUCCCUGUUGGUCGUAUCCACAGGCAUUUGAAGAACCGCACAACUUCCCAUGGACGUGUUGGUGCUACUGCUGCUGUUUACAGUGCUGCUAUUUUGGAGUACUUGACCGCUGAAGUUCUAGAGUUGGCAGGUAAUGCUUCCAAAGAUUUGAAAGUAAAACGUAUCACGCCUCGCCAUCUCCAAUUAGCUAUUCGUGGUGAUGAAGAAUUGGAUUCACUGAUCAAAGCUACCAUUGCUGGUGGUGGUGUUAUCCCACACAUCCACAAGAGUCUGAUUGGUAAAAAAGGAGCUAACAAACCUAAUUAAAGCGAUAGCUUUUAUCGUAAUACUGUAUGCUGUGAAUUUAGCCAAUUCUAUUAGUUUUUACCUCUUCUAUACCUCGAAUUCCCUUACAAGUGGUAUAUUACACCUAUAUUCAUGUGCAGUUUGUACAAAACUAUCCCUCUCUGGCCUAGAGUGUUGGAUGUUAGUUUAGCACUAAUAGGUAGAAUAUAGUAGCUAUCUACGUACAAUUUAUUUGUGUACUUGGCAAAUUUCUGCAUCUUCUGUUACCUUGUAUUUAAAUUCGUUUCAGUAUGUUAUCUCUACUACAUUUAUCAUUCGUUACAUAAUGCGAUACUGUCAGACUUCGCCAAAUGAAAAUCGAUAGGCAUUAACAG